This is a messenger RNA of Talaromyces proteolyticus, 1149 nucleotides long. RefSeq names its product chaperonin 10-like protein. The transcript has 4 exons. Gene Ontology annotation, molecular function: oxidoreductase activity; zinc ion binding. The coding region runs from base 1 to 1149 and encodes 382 amino acids. The record is from RefSeq and is a predicted model, not a curated record. NCBI's taxonomy places the organism in Eukaryota, Fungi, Ascomycota, Eurotiomycetes, Eurotiales, Trichocomaceae.
AUGCAAGCGGUAGUCUAUGAAGGUCCUUUUAAUAUCGUUGUCAAAGAAAAGCCAAAGCCCGUCAUUAUCGACGAAUGCGAUGCGAUUUUGAAGGUUCAGCUUGCGGGCAUAUGUGGCAGCGACUUACAUAUGUAUCGCGGUCAUCAGGAGACAACUACCGGGCAUAUCAUGGGCCAUGAGUUUAUAGGAACCGUUGAGGAAAUUGGAACAGCGGUAAGGAGGUUCAGCAUUGGACAGAAAGUCAUGUCUAUUUUUUCCCCUAUGUGGAAGCUGGCUGCUACAGAACUAAUUGGGCAUAGUAUGAAAUGCUGGUUUUGUGAGCAUGGAUACACCAACAGAUGCGUCAAUGGCCCUUCAUUUGGGAGCAUGGCGCUUGACGGUGGCCAGUCUGAAUAUGUGCGAGUGCCUUAUGCUGAAAGCACUCUCGAGGCUAUUCCGGACGAAGUCAGCGAUGAGCGGAUGAUUAUUAUGUGUGAUAUCUUCCCUACUGGGUACUACGGUGCGAUGAAAGCCCUAAUGAAAUUGAAACUCGGGAAAGAGACGGCGGAAUCAAUCGUUGGGGACAUAUUACACACACCAUCUGCACUGCGGCCCUCUUUUCGGCAGCAACCUCUCAGUCAAGUGGUGGUUGUUUGUCUUGGAUGUGGUCCGGUUGGGGUUUGCGCAGUUUUAACAGCCAAGGUUCUGGGAGCUGGCACUGUCUAUGCAGUUGACUCUGUGGAGGAUCGUCUAGAAGAAGCGAGAAAGAUGGGCGCGUUGCCCUUGAACCUAAAAACAGAUGACGUUCUAGCAACUGUGAAGUCUGCGACAGAUGGUAGAGGUGCCGAUGCAGUGGUUGAAAGCGUGGGGAACCAGUCAGCAUUGCGACUGGCAUUUGACGUCGUUCGAGCCUGUGGUGCUAUAUCUUCGAUUGGGUUUCAUCAGUCUGAGCUUCCUUUCUCUGGGUUUGAAGCAUAUUCAAAGAACAUCGACCUUAAUAUGGGACGCGCCGCAGUCCGGCCGGUAUUUGGGGAAGCACUCAAGGUUUUCGCCGAAAAUCAAGAUAAAUUUGCAGAUUUUAUUACCCAUCGUAUGCCUUUAGCAGAGGCACCCAAGGCAUAUGAGAUAUUUGAAAAACAUCAGGCGAGAAAGGUGAUCUUAAAGCUAUAA